UGACACUAUGAAGAGCGCUUCUGAAUUCUGGAGUGGGAGAUAGAGAGAGAGUGACUCGCGCCUCCACUCGCGAGCGCGCUUCUGCUCCACUUCAAUGAUGUCUCCCUCGCGCGUGGCUGGCUGGGCUGUACUGCAGGUUUAACAAUGCAAAUUCAACCAAAAUCCUUCCAAGUACCCCCAGGACCUCAGCUGCCUCAAGAGUUUCUUGAGGGCUGGAUGGACAACGACAAAAUUAUUCAAGUGAAGAUCAAGCAUCGAAGUCACACUGAGUUCAUUCUAUCAGUGUGCUUAAUUGCCCAGAAGUAAUCAGCGGCAUCAGGUUUAGGGCAUGCACUGUUCACAUUAAAGGAAUGAACUGUGCUUUCCAGCAAAAGGAGGUGGAUCCAAAGGGAUGUAAUGUUAUUGCUUUGUGUUGACAGAUGCUGUGACCCUUUUUAAGAUAUUGGCUUUAAAUGUAUUCACAUUUUUUGUGACACUUUUAUCAUUCGGAGACCCCAGUCUGAGACACUGACCAAUUUUUAAGAUGGUGCUGAGUUGGAACUCUAUUGGAAAUCUGACGAGCAGCCAAAUGCUUCAAUAGAACACUUGUACUGUUCAUUUUUGCCACCUUAGGAUGCCCUGACCUAUGAACUUUGACCCCCCCAUGAACACAUUUCCUCAUUAGCAUGUACUGUUAUUGUCAAGAGUACAAGCUAGUUUAAAAAUGUCAAUGGGUUAUUACGUCUCAGAGUGUAUUUGGUUCCACGGAGCAUUACUGUACCUAAAAUAAGAAAUGAAAAGCUUGAUUUUAAUUGAAUUAAUAAUCCUAUGAGUGGAUUAUUUCUGAGCAAUCAUAAAAUGUAGAUUGCUUUAGUGUCUUAAAAAGGAAAAUCCAUUGAUGACUGGUACCGACUUAUUCCAUAACCUUUCCUUCCAGGUUCCCUCAAAUGGAGGUCUCUAAAGAGGACAUGAGGGAAAACUUGAGCUGUGAAAAAUGACAUGUAGGGUGAAAGACACCAUCCCGUCAUGGCUCACCCCUCCACGGAUGUAUGAUGGGCCCCUCAAGCCUUCUGGUUUUCAGAAUGGAAGGGAACAAGAGAUGUUGCAUCCUGGACCCUCAGCUCAACACAUCCACAACAAGAAGGAUUUAGAAACAAGUACUACUGCAUCUUCACCAGCGUUGCCAUUAACAGGCCUGCAGAAAAGCACCAAAAAUUUGCAGAUCAAGCAGAUAAUACUGCUCAGAUCUAAGAAAGACUCCAGUAGGACAUCUGAGGAACAGACAAAGUCUGCCAGAUUCACUUCCACCAUCUCUAUCAGUCUUCCCAACAGAAGACACAAAAAAGACACAACAGAGGAAAAAACGUUGCAAGGCACGACUAAUCUUAACAACACACUUGAAGUGGUGAAGAACACAGCUAAUCAACACAACACAGAGCUAAGGGACGUGUUUUCACCAACAGAGAAAUGUGGCAAAUCAACUGGUGAAUUAUUUAAGGAUGAGGAUGGGCCAAAAGCAACCUUUGAUGGAGACAGCUUUACCACUCUGCAUCAACAUGUACAUAACACACCUAAGCAGGGACAAAAUACAGGAAUACAGCAAAACAUAGGCCUUUAUGAACAAACUCAAAUAAUCCACGACUCACAAAGACAUUCUACUCAACCUGUUUGUGAGGUAGAAACAGAAGUCAUCAAGGAUUUUGGAUCCAACGACUGUAGAGAGAAUGCUCCAACAUCUCCACAGUACCACAGUAAUCUGACCUCCAUAGGAGUGGACAGUGGACUAAAAGCAAGCACUGAUUCCCAUCUUUUUGCAUGCCAUGCAGAAGUGCUAAACCAGGUCUUGUCAUUAUCCUCUUUCACUGCACCGGAUUCUGAAAACACUUCUGAGCCAGAACCUAGUCUUUUCAAUCCUUCAUCAGCUAUGUUGACGUCUGCCCUGGCCUCAGUUCUUGCUCCACCUUGGAGUGGCCGCCUUCGAAGACCCAAGCAAGGCAGCAAUGACGUAGAGCAUGUACCCCAAGAUUGUGGACAAAAUGUCAACACAUCUAGCUUAUUUCGCCAGGAUCGGCAGCAAUCACUGUUUCUGCCUUCCCAAAGGCAACCAUCUGAACACAUAUUGGCCAAUAACAAUGAAAUGCUGUCAACUGCUGGAACCGGCUUUAACUCUCCUGAUUGGCAAAAAGAGAACAAUUCCCCAAAUGUCACAACCACAGUACAGCCAAAGAGACCCAUUUUGAAAUCCUCCUCUGUGAGCACGAUGUACAACAAUACAGAAUUGCACCCUUUUUCCACACCUAUGGACACUCAUCAGGUACCAAUUUCAGGGUACAGAAUAUCCCAAACUGAAGAUGAAUAUGAGCCUUUCAAAUCAUUGAGCUCCAAGCCAACAACAAGCAGCCUGCUUCUUUCGUUAAGGAGGACAAAUUUGAGAAACUCUAGUGCUGAAUCCACACAAACGCAGACUCCGAUAACUAGGUCUGUUAGGUCCCUUACAAUGCCUAGCAGAAUUGUUUUGAAAACUCAAUCAUUUGCCCAAACUGUUACCGGUGAGGACCAAACCGCCAAAUACCCAGACACACCUACAAGAACAGAGGAAAUACCAGUCAGUCAAUUCCCUUUCUCUCCUAGAAUUAAGAGUAGAGAGCCGUUAAGGACACCACUGUUUCUAAACAAACCGGAGACAGAAAUUUCAAAGAGACUAGAAGCUUCUGUUGCCAGAGCAGAGGAGGAACUUUUCCCACAAUCCACGACCAAAACAGGCCAAAUUGGGGUCAAAGCUCAACAGAGCUCUUAUUCAGUUCUUUUGAGGAAAUAUUCCAGUACAGAGGACAUUAAUCCAGUGGAAAAAAGUACUGUUAAAGACACCAACCUGCAAAACUUCAGUAUUACCAAACCAAAAAUAACUGCACACACCACAAUUUCUCCCAAAGACUCAACAAAUUUUAAUGUUCAACAAUCAGACUUUAAUGUUCAAAACAUAAUAUCACAAAGCUCACAAAAUAUAACAGCCAGAAAUUCUUCAGGCACAAGCACCUUCACAGACAGUCUUAACUACUCACCCAGGAAAGACUCUUCUGUAGAUGAAAUAAGCCCAGCAUCUGUGGGACAGAUAUAUCUGGACUCUAAGAAACAUUCUCAGUCAAGUCAAAGCUCAAUGGAUCUUUCAAGCCCUCUUUCUCCAAGCAGACCUCUCAGAAGUGUCAGAGUACCAAGCAUCUAUUCAUACCUUCGAGAGUCCAGCCCAGCUGUGUCCACCCCUUUCCCUUCCACCCCUUCUCCCCACAUACAGAGACCUGAAACAUUGCCUCCAAAGCAAGAUGGAGGCAUAACACUGCAGGGUGACCAGAAGACAUUUCCCUCAAGAUUUUCGUUCGACAACCCAUUUGUACCAGAGGUACAAGCAUUACAAAGAAGUUCUUAUGGCUCCAGCACUCAUAUAGCCCCAGCUCAAUCUCUGCCUCCUGAUUUUGGAAGAGGAUCAGCACCUCGUCUCAGCACUUCUCCAUAUUCUAGCCUCAUCUCCUCAAGACCUGCACUCAAUAACACUUCACAAGGACUGUCUUCUCCACCUGCCUCUAAAACACAUUCAAGAUCUACAUCUUAUGAUAUUGUAACCACUCAAGCUGACCAUAUAAAAGGUGACCCAAGCUCUUCACUAUCCACAUACACAAGGAUAACAAGGAGAUCAAAGGAACAGUUAGCUUCUCCUAACAGAGAACAGAGGACAGCAGUUCAAGCUUAUACAAGCACCCUAGAUAAUCACAGACCUGCCCAGCCAUGCCUCUCACAAACCUCACCAGAUGCAAGUUUUGUCAUGGAAAGCCAAAGCGCAAAAAUAAAUCCACACCCAAGGCAACCCAAUACAGGCUCUAACAACUUCCCUUGUCAGGAACAUGAUGGCUUGACUGCACUUCAGGAUGAUAAGGGUAAUGCUUACCCCAAGCAAAGACUUAGUGAGAAAGAGAAGUAUUUACUACAUAAUAAGCUCACAGUAAAAAGUGAGACUCCACUUACAGCUGAGAAAGAGACUACAGCUGUGCAUAAUCAUGAGAGACUGCAGGAAAUGCAGAGUCGCAAUUCAAAGAAAGGCCUCUUUGCUUCACGAGUUAAGAAAGACAAUGCCUUCUCUUCUGCGUCUUUGCCAGACAAAGAGGUUGUUAGUCCCCAGUAUUUAAAAACCAAAAGACAUUCCCCAGAGUUUAAAACAAGCAGCAGGAUCGACCAGAUAUUAAAUCGCUUGAAACUGACAUUUGGUGUCAAACGUUCAGACAGCACACUUGACACAAUCACGAAAAAGUACAAGUCCCCCACCCAACAACUCUCAGACACUGAGACUUUUGAAAAAUCCAAGACUGAGGAGAAAACAUAUUCUGGAAGCCAACGGGAGCUCUCUAACUCCGCUUUAACAAUCGAUAAAGCCUCUUUUUGUUCCUUGCCACCACUAACAUUGAAGAAAUCUGAGAAUACAUUAAAUAUGGAUUCACAAAGCAGUUCGACAACUGAACAAAAGUCUUCUGGGUGCACGUGGGAGGCCCCCAACUCAAAUUUGAUCACUGAUAAAGCGGAUUUUGCCAGUUUUGGGUCCUUGUCACCACUAACGUUAAAGAAAUCUGAGAAUAUAUUAAAUAUGGAUUGGCAAAACAGGUCCACAACUGAACAAAAGACUUCUGGGUGCACGUGGGAAGUCCCCAACUCACAUUUGACCACUGAUAAAACGUAUUUUGCCAGUUUUGGGUCCUUGUCACCACUAACGUUAAAGAAAUCUGAGAAUACAUUAAAUAUGGAUUGGCAAAACAGGUCCACAACUGAACAAAAGACUUCUAGGUGCACGUGGGAGGCCCCCAACUCAAAUUUGACCACUGAUAAAACGUAUUUUGCCAGUUUUAGGUCCUUGUCACCCUUAAAUUUAAAGAAAUCAUCUGAGAAUGUUGGUCAGCUAAAGAGGCAUAGCGAUGAAACUGGAAAAUGGUCUUACAGCAGGAGCUCUAGUCCGCACAGACUAAAGGCCCAAAGUAUGAUCCGUUCUGCCACCUUGCCACAUUACAAAAAAUCCCCCGUCGGUCCUCCAUCACCCUUUUAUUUGUUUGAUUUUGAUUCAGAAGACAUUCAGAAUGACAACGUGUUUUAUAGUCCAGUGAGCAAAAAAACUAAUUCUCUUUGUGAGUCUGAGGACUUCUCUCUGUUGAGCUCCACCAAGAGGGCAGCGCAGCAAAACCUUGUGAGGUCUCGAUUGUCCUCGUCCUGUGCAGACUUAAAGUAUGGUCUGCACAAUGGACGAUCUUACUCAGUCAGCAGUGUAGUUUCAAGCCGGCCAUCAGGUCCUGGACGAAUCUCAACAAGCAGCAUCAGCGACCUCUCAAGUUUGGAUGACUUUGCGCCAAAGGAGAAUUAUACAUUUGACUCUCCAGUGAGUAGUAACUAUUCCCCAAGCUAUGAUCCCAAAUCUGUCUGUGAUAAACAGUCUCAAUCUGGAUAUACAGAUAAUCUUCUUGAUAAUGAUGAUGCAGACCCAACCCCACCUCCAUCACCAACUUUGUCCUCUUCACCUCGCCGGAUAUCCCAGGCUCCUGCUAUGUCUUCCCUCAUGAGGACAACUUCAGAAAAUCUGUCUCCUCCUCGAGGUAUCCUGCCAUCUAGGAGCUACACAACCAGCUUGACUGUUUUUGAGGAGUCUGGUUCUGACACUACAACUGAUGAUGAAUACUAUGUUGACAAUGGUGAUGAGGAUGAGGUAGAAACAGAACUUUAGAGGAGAAAAUUAUGUGUUGUGUUGUUCAGUUCCAUGUUUUAGAUGUGUUUACGUGUACUGGACAUGGAAAAGCUGCAGCAAAAUUAGGCCUCCGUUAUAAAAUUAUAAAAGCAACUAGGAAUCCAUGAUAUAUAUUAAUAUAAGGAAUUAUAGUUAUAUCAGAAUUAUAAGAACUUUUUUUAAUACAUUAAAUAUUAUGGGUUUUUUAUUCUUAGUGCUUGAGGAUAACAAUGUUUGAUCUCAUUAUGAAUGUAUUUACAAUACAGAAAAAUGCACUGUUAUUUCAACAAGUCUUUUAAUAUUUUCUGGAUCUUGAGGCACUGAAAGGGUGAGUUCUUCUUACAUCACUUCUUUUGUUGAGGGCUCCCUCCUGUAGGCUGUUUUAUUCACUAUGGUAUUUAAACCACAGUUAAAACCCCAACUAUGUUUAAUAGAUGUGUUUGAAUGUUUUCUUUUAACUCAUACAACUUCAUUAAAAGAGUCAGAAAACCAAAUAGAAAAAUAGUCACCCCUACAACAUUGGAGUUUCAUCAUGAUUCCACUUAAGUUAUGACUAACUCUAUGCAGAUUAUGAUGUUACAAAAGCUUGCUAUCCAUUUAAUGUUAUUGUUCAAAGUAAGUGUUAUUAAUAAGGAGUGGCAGAUCCUGGCAUAUGCAAAAUCCCCAAUGUUUUAAUUUGAGAUUUUAAAACAGGACCUCUUAUAAACUUUUAAAAAGGCCACUAGAAACAACAACCAAACAACAAACAUAUUUUGUGUAUAAUGUAAUUGUACUGUUUAUGUGCAUCUUUGGCUUUGGCAUUGUAAUCUUAAUUGAUCAUUAAUUGUAAUUUAUUAUGCAGGGCAGGGGUUGGGGAAUAAUUUCUUCCCUAGAGCCUUAGGGACCUCCAUAAGACAAUUGCAGCUCUGACAACAUCACAGUACUACUAAAGGCUGUAUAACAAUACGGUUAUUUUAUUAUUAUUAUUAUUAUUAUUAUUGGAAUGUCAUCAUUAAUAACAAUAUUGUGAUAUUUAUAAAAAUGUAAUAUAUUGACUACAUUGGUUAUUAUUGCUGUGCUAAGAAAAAUGCCAUGUAGAGGAACACUGAUAAAAAUGUAACUAUGUAAAAUAAAAUACUAUAAAUUGUAAAUGAC
This is a messenger RNA of Megalobrama amblycephala (Wuchang bream), 6865 nucleotides long. RefSeq lists its product as uncharacterized. NCBI's taxonomy places the organism in Eukaryota, Metazoa, Chordata, Actinopteri, Cypriniformes, Xenocyprididae. The record is from RefSeq and is a predicted model, not a curated record. The transcript has 7 exons. The coding region runs from base 974 to 5731 and encodes 1585 amino acids.